Linum trigynum is the source of this 3255-nucleotide messenger RNA. The record is from the annotation of a GenBank genome assembly. Lineage: Eukaryota; Viridiplantae; Streptophyta; Magnoliopsida; Malpighiales; Linaceae.
UCGGCACGACACGUCGUUUCGGUUGAACCCUUCGAAUGAACAAAAUAUUGGCGAGAUGAUGAAAUCCGCCAUUUUCAAAACCUCGCGCUUGUGAAUCAGAACUCGGCGAAGAGCAUGAUAGCAGUAUGAAUUCCCGAGAGCCGGGCGUGGGAAGCAACGAUUUUUCUUCGUCUCCGUCAUUGGCAUUUUCGUCUGUUCCAGAUUGGGGCGAGCCAUUGACGGAGCAGGAGCUGGAAGCCAUUGACGCAAUUGAAGCUACAUUUCUGUCCGCGUCGACUCCCUCCGCUUCCUCUGCGAUUAAGGAACAAGAUUCGAGUGCCCAAGAUGAUCAAGCCAGCAAAAGACCUUGCCGACGACUGCCAAGCUCCAUGCUCGAUCUCUUUACACCAUUUCCCCUGUCUCCUUGUAAAGCUGAUGUAAAAAUGAGGUAUCCUGCAAUCAAAUUUGGAGGUCGAAUUUCUUACACUAGAACCUCAGUGGAGGUGGAAAAGGCCGCAAGGGAGCUUCUUCGCAGCCUUGAAGCUAAAAGGGGAGAAAGUGAUCUUGUUGCUGUUGGGUUUGAUAUAGAGUGGAAGCCAACAUUCAGAAAAGGUGUUCCGCCUGGCAAGGCUGCUGUUAUGCAGUUGUGUGCAGAUAUUGGCCAAUGCUAUGUGAUGCACAUAUUUCAUUCCGGAAUCCCUCCGAGCCUGCGGCUUCUUCUACAAGAUUCUACACUUGUAAAAGUUGGAGUUGGGAUUGACAACGAUUGCGUGAAGGUUUUUAAAGAUUAUAAUGUCUCUGUUCUAGGUGUAGGGGAUCUUUCAUGUCUAGCUAAUCAAAAGCUUGGUGGAGAACCCAGAAAUUGGAGUCUUAAAGCUUUAACUGAGAUGCUUGUUUCUAAAGAGCUUCCGAAACCGAACAAGAUCAGACUUGGGAACUGGGAAGUUAAAUCUCUAUCAAAGCAGCAACUACAGUAUGCAGCUACAGAUGCUUUUGCUUCUUGGCAACUCCACCAGGUCCUGAAAGAGCUUGCCGACACAGAUAAUUCUCUACGUAAUGAAACAAGUGAGGAAGUGAAAGCAGCUGUGCCACCAAGAGUUUCAUACCCGUAGGCCAGAGUUUAUCAUCUGGAAGGCAAGUCAACGCCAAUACAAUCGAUCCCACCACAGACUGACAAUCAACUCAGGCCCUGGACUUUUCCUUGUCCUAUGGCAGACAAGGACUAUAGUUUAUAGCCUCGGCAGUCAGAAACCUCAUUGUCUUCUGGUCCAUCUAAUCAAAGCCUAAAGUCCCCACUGAUAAAUUAUUGAGUCCAAUUCCUAUCUGGACAUCAGAAUGGGAAAAGACAGAUAUCCAAAACGUAGUUUAGUUAUCAAGUCUUCUGUAUGUACCCUGUAACUUUGUUUGCGUUCUUGUGCUUCAAUCUUCUUCCUGUUCCCACCUCACUUUAAUGACUUGAGGGCCAGCUAUCCUUUCCGUACCAAGUUGUGCCCUUUUAAGUAGGUAAUGGGAAAUUUGAUUCCGGGCCAUGCUUUAUUGCGAGAUGCCAUAGCCAAAGUACUGGUUUGAUGGUGGGGAUUUCGUUUCAUGGAUUGAUGGUGGACAAUGGACUCCGGUUGUGAUUUUGGUCUUAUGUAAAUGUUGGAAUCCAUAGAAUUCUAAAUCUAUGGAGAAUUCUAAAUCCACCACUCGUGAAACCACCCGUUACCAAAAUUGGAGUGCCCUAAUGACUUUUCUUUCAGGGCACUGAGCUCACCAGAUCAUGCAAUAACAGCAAAGGAUAUAUUCUGCAGAGAUCAUCAUGAUUCAUGAACCAAGUGGUGAAAUUGCAGAGUAUCCUGGUGGGGUGCAAGUGUGUUACAGAAUACAGAAAGGGGGCAUCAGCCAAACAGCUCACAUGGUCAGCACAUGGGCUCAAGCUUUAAAGAGUGGCCAACCAACCAUAGAAACAUAAUACCAGGCUACCAGUACUGGUUAUCAGUUUGAAAAAGGAGGAAAAGGAAAGGGGGAACAAAGACCCUCUCUUUCUCUUGCUGUCCCAACUUCCUCUUGUUGGCCAUGCAAUGCAGUAACACCAAGAAAGGAAGAAGCAAUUCAUUCACCAAAUGAUUGAUUGAGAAAUCAUGUCACUCCCAUUUCCCCCUCUUUUUCCACCUUCCACAGUGGAAAAGGGUGGCAGCAGGAGCAAAUCUGCAGAGUCUAACAAAAGGUGUCAGAUGGGUUAGGUGUAAAAAAGGGUGGGGAAAAGGAGGAAAAGGGUUGGUUGGGAUGCUUCUUGGAGGUUGUUUGUUUCAUGUUUCUUGUCUCUUCUUCUCCUUUUCAUUUACUGAUCUAUCUACCUGCUGCAAUGAUGUCCAGUCCUUAAACAUUAGGCAAGGGAACAAGCACAAUAAACGAUUAAAAGAAGGGGAUUUGGUUUGGAGCACUGUUUUGCUGUGUAGGGUUUACUUAUUACCAACUCAGAACUGGUACAGAAACUUAAAUUUGCAGGACUGUUUAUGGCCAUGAAACUCUCAGUACUUUUCCUGAGAAGGUUGCUGCUGACUUGCAUGUCCUAGCUUAUGAAACCCGUGAAAAUACCAGUGCUUGUAAGUUGUAAUGAUUGAUUGUAAAUUCAUGCAUGCUUGUUUCAUGCUUAAUCCGAAGUUGCAGACAAAUUCAUGAUACAUAAGGAGAGAACAGGCUGAUAAGAUGAUCGUACAAUCAUUCUUUCGCGCACCAAGCGUUCCAUGUAUUGUUGAAUAAACGUGGUGACAAUUUUAUAAAUAUAAUGUCUCAACGGGCCCACUCGUAAGCCGAGGACCGCUAUCAACUUUUCAUUGAUGAGACAUUUGCUCACUCCAAAUGUUAGAGGCGGCGAGGAUGACUUUCUUUCGUUCAAAUAUCUGGUCUCUUUAUAAUUAGAUCAAAACUCGAUUCUCUUAAAUAGACCGACGCGUUUCGCUCCUUCUUUAUUAAUUAUUCUCAUCACUAAUCACAACAAUGAUAUUAAGCAGAGAUUUGAUCCGAUUAGAUAGCAGACUCCAAAUCCAAAACUGGUAACAGAAAUGAUUGAGGGGGGAAAUUCCAAACCGUCAUGUCAAUAUGUCAUCUUCAACGUGCAGUAGCCGGAAGACGAUCAAGCAGAAGAGAAUCUUGCCGCCGACGAAGCCGUAUUUUCUGAUUUGUCGUCUUCAUAUCUGCAACUUGCUUGCUUGCUUUCAUUUUAUUUGAUUAUAAUAAUAGUCUAAACAUGCCAGCUUGGACGCUCAGUAGGAAUAAUCAUCACUUAAGAAU